AUGAUGGCGGGAAACUUUGAGGAUAUCCACAUCGCUGCCGAUCCAUACCCGCAUCACCCCGAAUCAGGAGCCUAUGAGCCUGAAGACUGGCACUCCGAGACUACCUCGAUCGCCUCCAAUCUAUACAAAGGUAGCCCUGCCGACGAGAAACAGUUUGAGACGUAUGAAAUGGGACAUUUCGCCGCCUUGCUCAUGAAUUCCGCCCGACCGAACCCUUUGUUCUGCGCUCCUGUUACGGACCCGAAGCGGGUGCUUGACGUCGGAACGGGGCAAGGUGCAUGGGCCAUUGACGUUGCUGACAUGUUUCCUGACGCUGUUGUUCGGGGUGUCGACCUCUUCCCACCACCAGGGAGUUGGAUCCCACCAAACUGUAUUUUCGAAGUGGACGACGUAUUGCAAAAGUGGACCUGGCGGUUUUUACAUUAA
Molecule: messenger RNA, 426 nt
Organism: Penicillium angulare
Lineage: Eukaryota; Fungi; Ascomycota; Eurotiomycetes; Eurotiales; Aspergillaceae
Exons: 3
Coding region: 1-426 (141 amino acids)
Source: RefSeq, a predicted model, not a curated record